CAACUAGUGUCAUUUGAGCCAACCCCUCUCCUCAUUCCUUUCUCUUCAUUAGUCUUCCAUCCUUUAUUUACCUUUCAUACACACACACAACAUACACUAGAGAAAAUAGAUGGCACCUUUGAUAAUGAUUCCCCUCUCUCUCUUAUUUCUACUUCUUCUCCAAUUUCCUUUCCAAACCAUCUCAAUCAACUCUGAAGGGAAUACUCUUCAUGCUUUGAAGAUCAGACUUUCUGACCCCAACAAUGUUCUUCAGAGCUGGGACCCAACUUUGGUUAAUCCAUGUACUUGGUUUCAUGUUACAUGUGACAUCAACAAUCAUGUCACUCGUUUAGACUUGGGAAAUGCUAAUGUUUCUGGAACCUUGGGCUCAGAACUUGGCCACCUACACCAUCUACAGUAUCUGGAGUUGUAUGGGAAUGACUUAAGAGGAAAGAUUCCUAAGGAACUUGGAAACUUGAAAGCACUUAUUAGCAUGGAUUUGUAUGAUAACAAGUUGGAGGGGAAAAUUCCAAAAUCAUUUGGCAAGUUGAAGUCAUUAAAAUUCUUGCGGCUAAACAACAACAAGUUGACAGGAUCUAUCCCAAGAGAACUCACUCGUCUCAAAAAUCUCAAAAUCUUUGAUGUUUCUAAUAAUGAACUUUGUGGAACAAUACCAGUAGAUGGCAACUUUGGAUCCUUUCCAAUAAAGAGUUUUGAAAACAACAGACUAAGCGGUCCGGAGCUGAAAGGACUUGUUCCGUACGAUUUUGGAUGCUGAAGAAAGAUAGAUUUUUUUUGUCAUCUUAACAGACAGCAAUGAAGCAAACAGUGGUGUUAUAAUUUCCUCAUCAAUAUUUCAUCAGUGUUUACUUUUAUUGAUUAGGAAAAUUAAAAUUUGAGAAAGUAAGUUGUAAUCUAUGUUUGUCUUAUUUUGUUUCAAAAAAGAAGGUAGUGGUCUUAAGAAUGGUGAAAAAAAAGAGCUUAAUGAUUAUGCACUGACAUGUAAAAUAAUUUUACACCGUCGUUUGAUGAGAA
Molecule: messenger RNA, 1014 nt
Organism: Trifolium pratense (red clover)
Lineage: Eukaryota; Viridiplantae; Streptophyta; Magnoliopsida; Fabales; Fabaceae
Product: leucine-rich repeat protein 2-like
Exons: 8
Coding region: 110-757 (215 amino acids)
Molecular function (GO): protein binding
Source: RefSeq, a predicted model, not a curated record